Anthostomella pinea is the source of this 162-nucleotide messenger RNA. The record is from the annotation of a GenBank genome assembly. Lineage: Eukaryota; Fungi; Ascomycota; Sordariomycetes; Xylariales; Xylariaceae.
AUGAAGAAUUUCGACACACUCAUCAAGGAUACACUGCACACCGUUUCCGACCCGGUUCGCCAGUCCAAGCCCCGCGGCAAGAUGAACGAGGACAACAACUACGAGCUACUCGCUCUCGAUUUCAACAAGGAGGGCCCUGCCAUCGUAGCGCAGGCGACGUGA